Molecule: messenger RNA, 2484 nt
Organism: Aphis gossypii (cotton aphid)
Lineage: Eukaryota; Metazoa; Arthropoda; Insecta; Hemiptera; Aphididae
Gene: gol
Product: E3 ubiquitin-protein ligase goliath
Exons: 8
Coding region: 747-2105 (452 amino acids)
Biological process (GO): ubiquitin-dependent protein catabolic process
Cellular component (GO): cytoplasm
Molecular function (GO): ubiquitin protein ligase activity
Source: RefSeq, a predicted model, not a curated record
CACCACAAUAACGGCGUCCCCGUAAUAUCGCCGCGCCACCCGCGUCAGUGCAGCGGAGCCCGAUAACAGAACGUCAGUAGUGUGCGAGACACGCGCCGCGGUCCACCGUUUUUGCUCGAGCUUUAGGCGAACGUUUUUUUUUUUUCGAUCUCGUAUUUUAGUUAGUCGCGUAGUCGCAGCGGACGUGUGAAAUUGUCACGGCAGCCGAUUGCGUACUCGUAUCUAACCGUUAGACGCGCGAAAAUAUUCGUCAGUAGAGCUCACCGACAUUAGUCCCCGGGCAGCCGCCUCCACAGCAGCUGCGGAAUGCCCGACGGUCGUCUUUCGUCAACGGAAAGUCGUCGGUUAGCGGUGAAAACGCACACAGAGCAUCAGCUAGCGGGCCAGUUUGAUCGAUCGGUUUGACGACGACGACGAUAAUAAUAUUACCGUCACGUCCGCGACGAUGUAGUAUAGUUGCCGGUCGUCGGUCAGAUUUUCGGUGUAAUACCACGUCCCCGGUUUAGGGACUCGACCCGUUUUCGAGCGAAUAAAACCGAUUUCGAUCGGUCGAAAAAUAUCGAUUUUCGUUUGCCCGCGUUUUUUUUUUUUAAAAAAAAUAAAAAGAAAAAAAGAACAAAGAAGACCGCGCGUAAGUUCGACGGCGAAAAUAAUCGUUACCGACGUAUCGCGUCGUAUUUUAUCGUAAACGGUCUGCGAAUUUGCUACCGGCGUCCACGACGGCGGACCCCACCACCCAUCUCACCAUGAACGCGAUGCUGGCCGCGUGGACGUUGCUCGGCGUGGCCGCGUCGUCGGACCCGUGGCCGGCCGCCGCGUCCGCCGUCGACGAGACAGCCGACUCUUACACGACCGCGUACCUGAACGUGACCAGCUACGACGUGGUCACGGGCGCGGCGGUCCAGACGGAAAAAUCGGAGAUCGGCAAGUUCGGCGAGUAUCACGUGGGGGCAGCGUCCGGGAUGUUGCUUCACGUGAUCGGCACGGACGGCGAUCGCAACGGGUGCGCGCCCCCCGUGCACGUCCUCCAGGAGCCGCCGGACUCCGGGCCUUGGAUAGCGUUGGUGCGCAGGGGCAAGUGCAGUUUCCAGACCAAAGUGGACAACGCGCGCCGGGCCGGCGCCUCGGCGGUGAUCGUCUACAACGACCGCGAAGCUACCGACCUCGACAAGAUGAAGCUUCUGCCUUCUGAUCCGAGAAAUAUCAGUGCAGUUUUCACGUAUAAAUGGAAGGGCGAGGACAUGGCCCGAAUGCUGGAUGAUGUGACCAGAAGGGUGAUGGUAAAAAUCACAAUAGCCAGUCAUUGCACCAGGCCAUACGGUAACAUUAACAGAACUUCAGUAUUGUUUGUAAGCAUAUCGUUCAUAGUGCUUAUGGUCAUAUCAUUGGCAUGGCUUGUAUUCUACUACAUACAAAGGUUCCGAUAUAUACACGCUAAAGACCAACUUUCGCGACGAUUAUGUAACGCGGCGAAAAAAGCGUUAUCCAAGAUACCUACCAAGCACAUCAAAAUGGAUGACAAGGAGAUUGUCGGUGAUGGCGACUGUUGUGCAGUGUGCAUUGAACCAUAUAGACCGUCCGAGGUAGUUCGGAUAUUACCAUGCCGACACGAAUUCCACAAAAGCUGUGUAGAUCCUUGGCUAUUAGAGCACCGAACUUGCCCAAUGUGCAAAAUGGACAUACUCAAGCACUACGGGUUUUUGUUCACAGGCAGUCAAGAGAGUUUCCUGCACGUGGAAGUCGAAGAGGUGACCAACGAUUUCGACGUUUACCAGUACGCACGUGGCCGGAGUUUCAUGGACACGGCUCAAAACUCGAGAACGAUACCGGACGUAGCCGCGGUGGCAGUGGCGGCUGCGACGGCGGCGGCGGUCGUGUGCGAAUCGCCCGACAGUAGGUCGUCGACGCCCGACGAACUGACGCCCGCGCUGGCCCAACGCAACGACAACGGCGGCGGCGACGGCAGUGGCGACGGCCUCACAGACGCCGCCACCAACUGCACAACGGUCGCCGCCGGCACCAACCGAUCGACGUCAUUCGACUCUGAUUGGCGGCACUGCCGAAUAGGUCUACUGCGGCAGACGCGUUCUUCAGAUGGUUUCUGAAACAUCAAAACAACGAUUCAGGACGGAUGUGAUACUAGCCAUUAAGAUGACUUAAACUUUGUAAUAGAAUGUAUCUUCAGUUCAAGUCUUAUUAUUAUACAUAUUAGGAUUAGGUACAAAAAAAUAUAUAUUGUAUAAUUUAAUGAAAUUGACUUUUCAGUUUAAGUUAUUAAAACCGUAUGAAUAUACCUAGUCAGUAUUCCUAUAAUAUAAUAUAGCCCUCUGAUUAUGACUGGAUUUAAAUGUGAACGGUACUUUUUGUAACUAUUUUAUAGAUAAAAAUGUAUAAUUAUGUUAUUAUAUUAUUUAAUAUUUACUAUUAAGAUAAUGAUAAAUUUACAGUUUGUAAAUAAAAAACAAAUAUAUAAUUAAAAUAUUA